AUGACUUUGCCGCAAUUUUUAUUUGGGGCGCCCUCCAUGAACCAUGCUGCCUCGUUCCUGAGUCUGCCGCCUUACAAAGAGGGGGUCAGUUAUACGAGUAAGUGGAGUUUGAAGUUAACUGAUUUUUAAAUCGAAUUUCAGCAAAUUUUAUAAAAUUUCAGGUGAAAAUUUUGAAAAUAAUCUCUUUUUUCUAAUAAAAAAUCAAAAAUUUCUUUCUCAAAAUGAAAUAUCAACGCAUGUAUCAGUCAAAAAGUGGGAUGGGAACAUUAACUCGAAAUUUCAGCGAAACAUUUUAUCAUAAAUGACACAAACCAUCAAUGAGUGUCAUGGAUAAUAUAAAUCAUCUCAUACCAUACCGCCCAAAAAUUUUUAAAAUCCUUCUAAUCAAUUUUUCAGGCCUUUACAGUGUUCUCUGCCAUUUUAUACGAUUUAUUUUUUCAGAACGCGUCCCCAAUUGCCAGAAAUGCGGCCAGCACGGCCGAAAGUCGCGGCUGAAGGGCCACAAGCGGGUCUGCCCGUUCAAGGACUGCAACUGCCCGAAAUGUCAAGUAGUCAGCGAAAGACAGAAGCUGAUGGCCGACCAGAUAAAGAUCCGUCGCCGACAGCGCAAGGAUACGUUGAUGAACUUGACCAGAGAGAAGAUUACGGCCACGUUGAAUGCAGCUGCAGCUGUUGCUGCGGUUCCAGUGCCGGGAUUCCCGCAACUGAGUGCGCUGUGUAAGUUGGGGCAAAAGUUUUUGGGCGAGAAACAAACAUUGGGUGAAUCUGCGGUUGAACCUGUUAGCUGUGUUAAUUUUGAUUUUUUUGCCGAUAGAACUAUUUGUCAUGCUUUUGUUGGGUCACACAUGGCUUUAAUAAAAUCUUUACUCCAUUUAAGCUCCCGUAUUUUACGUUUUCCUUACUUUCUGGCUCUAUUUUAUAUAAAACAAAAUUCCCUGUCCAUUCCGGUUACUUUCCAAAUGUAUUGUGUUUCAUUGCCCUCAAAAUUUUAACCGACCCAUAAACCUUUCUACAAUACUCCGUCCUAAACUCCGUUGUUCCAUUCUAAUAACUGAUAUCAAUUCAUAAAACGCCAAACAAUUUUCACCGUCACUUUUGUAUACAUAGGACAAGUUUUCAAGCACCCUUUGGUUACUUCCUACCGUACCCGCCUCUCAUGAAUGAAUGUAGAGCCGAUAUUAAAGGGGUGCUUGUUUUGCCUGCAGAUUGUUGUACUUUCAUGUUUUUACAAUGUCUGUGUGACACGCAGCAGCCGGAAUUGGUCUCUAUUUUGACGCAAAAGGGCGGGGAAAGUGCAGAUUCGCGGGGUGGAAACAUUCGGAUCGAAAUUAAGGUGUUUACUGUCUGGCCCCGUGAAAGGCGCACUAAUUAUAAAAUUUUUAAGCUGCUGGCGGACCAUUAAGAGAUUCUGUGCUGAGGGAAUAAUUUGGGAACAAACAAGGGGAAGUGAACGCAUUUAACGCAAAGAACAAUGACGAUUAACCUGUUAUUUACGGUUUACAGAUGGUUAUUUUACCUUUUUCAGACUCCGCCGCCGCCACUGGCAGUGUCAACAACCACUCCGCCUUCUCUCAACCUCGCGCCAGCCUUCCCACUUCAACUCUGGCCCACAUGGGCAUGUCUGGACUGGACAUGGCCUCCUUCCACGGUCAUGACGGCCGCGCAUCUCCGAUGAGCAUUCACAGUCUGGCUACGGUGUCUUCGGCGUCUCCGCAGACGAGCACAAUCAUGUCACCACCCUCCUUCAACCUGAUCCCUUCUCACGCCAGUUCUCCGGUGCUCUCAUCGACCUCUUCCACCGACCUAACACCGCCCCAUUCGGCCGGCCUUGCCGCUCCGAUCCCAAUCAACUCCAUGCCGAUGAACACCCCAAUCAGCUCGAAUGGAGGGUUGCUGGACAAUCAGCAACUUCUCCAGCUCCUCCUCUUAUGUCAACAGGGCCCGCAGCAGUCGGCGGGGCUGGCGCAGCAGCCAGCAAGUUUACCGCAAACAACCCUUCCUCAACCAAUCGUUUCGACCCCAACUUCUCCAACAAACAUGAUUGAUAUGCAAGAGCAGUUGCAAAAAUUGCUGGCAAUGGCGGCAAUGAAUCAGACGAACCUCGGACACGGAGCACAGCCGGUCCAACAGCUGAGUCCUCCACCAGAGGAUCUGAAGAAGUUCAUUGGAGACAACAUUGAAAUGGUUUCGGAUAAGCAUUCAUCGUCGGAAGGUGGUGAAGACGAGGAGGCCAACGAUGACGUUGAUGUGGUCUAA
Molecule: messenger RNA, 2256 nt
Organism: Bursaphelenchus xylophilus (pine wood nematode)
Lineage: Eukaryota; Metazoa; Nematoda; Chromadorea; Rhabditida; Aphelenchoididae
Source: the annotation of a GenBank genome assembly